Cantharellus anzutake is the source of this 610-nucleotide messenger RNA. RefSeq lists its product as uncharacterized. Bases 108 to 449 code for a protein of 113 amino acids. NCBI's taxonomy places the organism in Eukaryota, Fungi, Basidiomycota, Agaricomycetes, Cantharellales, Hydnaceae. The transcript is spliced from 4 exons. The record is from RefSeq and is a predicted model, not a curated record.
GAGCCCUACCACACCAACGCCUCGACUUACAUCAUCAUCAACAACAAGGGCUAAUUCCGUACAACCUACUGCAACACCUACCCCUCCACCAAGUACAACCACUUCAAAUGGGGGUACAUCAUCCCGUCCCCACGAAUACGACUCCAACGAGUCCAAUUAGCAGUGGUGCUGGAUCUUCGACGAUUGUGACAACAGAUUCGAGUUCUGUUGGCAUUAGCCCCACCCCAACACUACAAUCUCCUAUUUCCCUCACGACCUCGACAGUUUCUUCAGCACUCUACCUCACCACAACGGCUCGAAAUGGGCGAUCGACCACGAUGCCUGCACCGUUAUCGUUUACGAGUUACCUGAUGACGACGAGCCGUGGGGUUGUGGUCACUCAGACUAUUGUCGUUUCUAAUCCAAGUGGCGCUCCGCGUGCCGGUAUUGGAGGAGGCGGUAAUUCGUGAGUAUUUAUUCUUUUCUCUUUCGAUUAUAGCCGUUUUGACUUACCAAUGCAUAUUCCUGUGCCCCUUGUGUGUGACAGAUUCUUCAGUAAUCGGGGGGCGGUGGCGGGUGCGUUUACCGUCAUAGGCAUAGCAGCGGCAUCUAUACUUGCUUAUGCCCUGCU